Vitrella brassicaformis is the source of this 1208-nucleotide messenger RNA. Lineage: Eukaryota; Vitrellaceae. The record is from the annotation of a GenBank genome assembly.
AUGCCUGACGGUGCGUACACUCUUGCGCCUGUGGUGCUGUCAGCGGGAAAUGACUUCGAAAACUACAACGACCACGGCGGCAACAAGACGCUGCUCUUCGACGAGCCGGCGGACGCGCCGGUGCUCCAGACGGCAAAGGGGGUCGAGAGGGAGCUCCGUCAGGGGGCUGCUAGGGCGGGCCUGCCGGCCGUCCUCAGCGACAAAUUCUUCUCGGGGAUGGCCCUCAACAUGCACCUGGCAGCGAAGAAGGGGAAGACGUUCGACAAAGUCGAGUGCUUCAACGAAGGCAACGGUACGUAAGCGGGAGGGAGGGCGCACAGAUCCACAUAUAUAUGAGCUCUGCGUGUGGAUGCUGCAGGUCAGCUGCUGAUUGCAGACGGUCGCAGUGAGAGCGUCGACGGCCGUGUCAGGGGGCGCGCAUCGACGCCAUCAUCAUCUCGUACGGUAUCACCAAGCGUGUGGUCAAGACCACGACGGUGACGUGGCACCAGAGAGAGACCCUCGGCUUGAUCAGGGGCCACCGCCAUGAAAACAACCAUGUCAACAUCCAGGAGACGGCCUGCACCAAGCUCAACGGCGAAGCACAGGCACACCUCACCAAGAUCAAGGGGGCUUACCUCGCCCUCCUCAACAACAGCAACCUGAACGUCGGACCUCAGUUGCCGGUGUGUGCCAACGCCUUCAUAUCGACCGGCGGCAUUCACGCACUCAUGGAUGUCUUGUGUCUCUCCUUUCAGUAGGUCCCUGUCGCCCAACGCCCCGUCAUCCCGAUACACCCGGCGCAACGUUCUCCUCUGCCGAUCGUCAUCACCGCAGCCGGCGCACGACAUGGCCUGAGUUCACCACCAGGCGGCGCGGCACUGGCACUGGCACUGAUGAGGCACAAGCGCAUGUGAGGACAGAGGCUGUCAAGUGUGUGCGUGUGGGUGUUGACGGGAGGGUGAGACAGAAGGGGAAAGCAGGAGGAGGGCAGGCAGUUUCUGAUACUAUGUGGCAUGACAUCUGGGCAGUUUGUGUCGCGUGUGGUUGCAUGAAGGACUGUUGUGUGUGGCGGGUUUGUCGGCAUCAGAGGCUGCACGUGAAGCGUGGAGCCUCUAGUGCCGACCACUCGUGUCUCUGUUCAUGUGUGUGAGUGUGUGUGUGUGGAGGGGGUGGAGUUUCUCAGCGGGGCAGUGAAGUCGAGAGAGACAGUGACGACACAGACCGGU